AAGGAUCAAAUUGCCAAAAAAAAAAAUAAAAUUGAAAAUCUUACAGAAUUUGGUUUAGCUAAUGAUAUGAUUAUUGAAUCAGAUGAGGAUAAUUCAGAUAAUUAUGAAGAUCAAGAUGAAAUAGAAAAUAAUGAUAGUAUUAAAUAUGAAGUAGAUUCUGAAUAUGAAUCUAAUUUAUUGAUUACAAACUUUUCUAUUCAUGUUGAAUCAGAUCCUAAUGAUAUUUCAUAUUUAUUACUUACUAUGGAUUACUUUGCAACUUUUCCUAAAUCUAAUUAUCAUGUUUCAAAGCUUUUUGGACUAGAUAAAAAUUUUAUAAAAUUUUAUGUAUGUCCAAAGUAUCCUAAGCUUUUUUGGACACAAGAAUAUUUAAGUGAAAUUUGUCAAUCAAAUUGUAUUUGUGAAGCCAAACUCAAAAAGCCUGUUUGUAUAUCUAAAGAAAAAAUAUUAUAUAAAGCUAUUAAAACAUAUCCUUACUAUUCAAUUAUUUUAUAUCUUAAAAAAAUUCUUUUGCUUCCAGAAAUAGAAGAGGUAUUAGAAUCUUUUGGUCUAAUUCCAGAACCUCAUAAACCUUCAAUUACUGAGCUAAUUGUAUAUGAAUUAGAUAAGUUAUGGAGUGGAGUAAUAAUUAAUCUUCAAAAUAUGGUCAACUUUUUCGUGUUUUUAAUACUUCCAAGUGGAAAAGUAAAUUUUUCUGAAUUUAAUCAAGAAUUUUCUCAUUUAAAUAAUGUUGAGCAUAAACAAUUAUUUAAUAAUUGGUUAAAUGCAAAUAAUAGAGAAAAAAAGCAAAUAUUUGACAAAUAUGAAAUUUAA
This is a messenger RNA of Dentiscutata erythropus, 813 nucleotides long. Lineage: Eukaryota; Fungi; Glomeromycota; Glomeromycetes; Diversisporales; Gigasporaceae. The record is from the annotation of a GenBank genome assembly.